Molecule: messenger RNA, 3137 nt
Organism: Triplophysa rosa
Lineage: Eukaryota; Metazoa; Chordata; Actinopteri; Cypriniformes; Nemacheilidae
Gene: tmem44
Product: transmembrane protein 44
Exons: 9
Coding region: 107-1450 (447 amino acids)
Source: RefSeq, a predicted model, not a curated record
UCAGUCAACCAGCGACUAAUGAUAGAAAUUAGAAACGGAAGCAUUUUGAUUUAAUAUUUUGCGAGGAGUUCGCUUUUCCCUAUGUGUGACAGCAAACGUGAUAGUUAUGGAUAAGAUAACAGUCCUAGACUUUGUCUACCGAUGGAGCCCAGAGUUUGCUAAAGGCUGCUUUUCGACAUACGAAGGACACAUCUGCAUCUCGGCUGCAUUUUACCUCCUGUCUGCUUUGAUAUUGCUGGUUUCAUGUUCACUUCUUCUUUAUCACAGAUGCAGAUGGAGAUGCAGGCAUUGGAGUGAUGAGGCUGCCUGUGCCAUGUAUUGUUUCAUUGGGAACUUGUGCAGCGCAGUGGGAGCUUUGCUCUCCAACCAGUUUGCAUUUUUGAUUUCCAUGGCUUCAUAUGUGGCAGUAUUGGACAUUGUUCAUAUCUUGUCAAUAACUUGCUCCAUUUAUUUAUGGUAUUACUCAAAAACAGGAAAGACCACGAGAAUGAUGUCUAAGAGAAGGCGGCAGAAUGUUUUUGCUGUGCCAUUACUGUUUGCAGUGGGGGGCAGCAUUUACCUGAGUUCAGCUGUCCAUCUGAGUCCCAUAAGAGUAUCUACGACCAGUAGAAGACUACUCAAUCUGUUUUAUGACGACUAUAUUGAGAACCUCGGAUACAUUCUGGGACUUCUGUCUUUUGCAAUCAGCUGGACUGCGAAGUUUCCCGUCUUUUUAAAAGCUAACAGAGGAGAACAGAGUUCUGCUCUGCAGGUGUCUUCUAGAAUGCUGUGUUCUCUUGCUGGAGGUCUGUACGCUUCUUCCAUUCUUCUGUAUGACAUCCAGCCGAGAACUGUUGUCAAAGCAAUGCCGUGGAUUCUCGCAGCUAUCUGCUGCGCUAUUAUGGAUUUAGCUAUUGUGGCCCUCGCCUUUUACAGAUCCAAACAUAAACGUCCUUCUGUUCGGUCUUUAGACUCGGAUACAGAGUCUUUACUAGGAGAACCUUCAGGCACAAAUAAGCAUUGCAACGACAACAUUAAUUGCCAUAGAAAGAAGCACUUGAACAGAUACAAAUCUCCUAAAGGCACUGACAUGGGGCUCUACAUGGAUGUCAACAUACAGCCAAUGAGAAAGGUCUGUUUAAAGGAGGUGACAAUCUCCCGUAAUGGCUCAUCCGAUGCUCUUCCUCUCAAAAGAACUGUAAGGGUGGUACGGGUGGAUGAACCUUGUUCUUCAGGCACUUCUACUGAUUCGUCGUCCCUCAGCUCUGAACUCGAGUGGGACUUUGAAGAAACAAAGACCCAGUGGAUCCCAGUAGAAGAAGACCCUGAAGAUCUACAAAAGAUCGAGGCGUUCCCGCUCCAGGAGUGGCAAGUGAGUCCAGGUUCAAAGUCAACCAGCAGACCCGCCUGCCUCUGCAAUCGUGCACAGUUGGCUGAGAAGUUGGGAUCCAUAAAAACAGACCCCAAGUAAAAAAUGUGCGUCUUAGUCAAAUGACUACCGUAAUUGUGUAACAACUGUUUUUUUUCUGUUCGAUUUCAUGUGAAGUUUAAUAAAGAAGUUUAAUAUUUUGGAAAAUUCAAGACGAGACGUUCGCUAACAAAGCAAAGGAGAUAAAUUGACAACAUUUCUCAAACCUCACAGCUAGUCUGACUAUUGUUACCAACUGAUCUGAUGUAUCCUUCCCUCGGGGCUACUGGGACUCUCAGCACUUCCCUGUCAUUCGCACUGAGCACUUUUUCCAUUGUCGUUCCCUUCCCUCUCGAGAAGCACACCGCUGAUUAAUGGGAGGCUCUGAAAUGCUUAUCAGACCUGUCGUUUUCAUAGACGAUACAGAACAUUGACAAAUGAAGGGAGGUGUCACAUCGACUGCCCUAAUAAAAACAAUAUCACCCUCUCGCAGGCUUGCCAGGUCACGGGGUCAUUUCCUUUAUUUUUAUGGUCGCUGCCGGUUUAUUUGAGCUGGACUGGAAAAGGCCCAGCGGCGCGAGAUAAGCCACAGACUAGACGAGUGUCCUCGCGGGUCUCCAGACUUGGCCUGCCGUGGUUUGCCUCCCCGUAUUUUUGUGUCUCGCACUGUCUUGUUUAACUGAUUUGUAUUCAGGAGACUUCCUUAAAGUCUGACAGCGAAACAAUGUGUCGAUUAGAGAAUUUCAACCAGAAAGACUGCUAAUGCAGCUGAUUAAUCCAUAACCUAUUGUACAUUAACUUGACGGGUACGGGUUAACAUUCUAAUAAUUUAAAACUGACAAAAGAUCUUCCUGUAUAUAUAUUUAUAUGUCUUUAUUGUAAUAAAGUUUGACUAGUGGGAUGAAGCAUGGGAUUGGAAAAUGACCAGGCCAACCUUAAACCUACCACACAAUCUAUGCUUUCUCAAUUCUCCACUGGGUUCUGGCGCCCUCAGACCUGGUUAAAUCUACUCUUUGGACUACGCUGAGCCAUCAUUUCACAGUGCGGUCAUUGACGUAACAAGCCAGGAUGCUGGUGUCUCUGACAUCACUAAACUUCGCUGGGCAUUACCAGGCAGCCAGCCUAUAUGGGGCCUGAGUUUGCCCCUAAUCCUUCGCCCCCUUGAACGUGGUGAAAUGAAAGCAAACUGUCCAGUUUGUUUAAAUAGGUUUGCACAUUUGACUUGGAGCAUGGAUUAAAACAUCUGAAGCGGCAGUUGUGUGAGGAUUCUUGUUUUUCUUUCGGAUUGUACAUCACUUUGAACUUGCUGCAAGGGAUCAAGGUGGGAGUAAGUUCGGCCCUUUUGAUGAUGAUGUCCACAUUCCACUUUGUUAGACACAUUCAUCUAUUUCUUGUGCAUUUUCAAAUUUUAAACGGAACCCCCAAGACUUGCACAUUGCAUGUCAUCUUGAUUUAUCCAGUUACUUAUAAUAAGAUCUGAAACAGGCGAGCAGUUACUGAUUACUCAUCAUCUUGACUAUAAGAAUGUCUAGAAAGGUUAGACUGAUGACCUUUGAACAGACAAUAUAACAGAUGGACAAAUAGCUGGACAACUCAUUACAUAAUGCUCAGUAUAAAACUCAAAAGUAUAUUUCUCUUUAUUAUAGUUAUAAUCUCAGCAGUUGUCCUUCUCACAUGCACAUGUAUGUUGUAAGGAAAUUUGGUAAUUCGGCUUUCUACAUUCUCUAUCUUUAUACAAUAAAGAUUUAUC